AUGUAAUAUCAAUUUCCUCUGGAUGUAGCAGUUAACAAUGAUUUUAGAAAAACUCAAAGUGCAAAUAAAUGCAGAGGUGGAGAACCACCAAACAAAAUGUACUAAAACUUCACUCAUAAAAAUUCAAGUCAACCCAAAGUUGUGAAUCUCUUUAGAAGUUUUAUUUGAUACUUUAACAUUUUAUAGAUCAUCCUGAUCGAUCUAACCAUUAUUUGAAAACUUCGAUUGAUGUUCAUGAAAUACACAAAUCCAAAAAAUCUGUCACUUCUCAUCAAAGAAUCAAAACUGAGAUUGAUAAACCGAAUGAGUCUAAUAGUUAUCCUAACGAGAUUUUAAUGUUUUUAAGUAUAAAUUGAGAUUGAUAAGGUAGAUAAAGGUGAGAUUCAGAACAAUAAGUUGAAUGCGUUAAAUAAUCGUAUUGCAACUAAUAAAGGGAAUCGAUUAAAAGCAGUUAAAGUUAAUUAAGGAAGGUUUCUUCUCUCUAAUAUAUAUAGUAUAUAGAGAAAUCUAUGAUUGCGAUCAUUCCAAACAAUCUAGUUAACCUGAUCUACAAAUUUAAAUUCUCAGAAAGUCAAGCAAUUAUUUAAGUAAGAAUUACUAGUAGUUUAAGGGAAUGUUAAUAAGGGAUUGUCGACUCCAAAUAAGAUAGACGAGAACCCUUAAAUCAACUAUUACUAACUGAGAAAUCGAAGAAGUAAUUAUACAAGAUCUGACGAUGUGACUCCUUUAAGAAGAUCAGUAUUUUAAUAGAUCCAAGAUUAUAGUGAUACAAAAUUGGAGUAUCGAAACAAUAGUUUAAUAAUAGUUAAAUAAAUAUGACUAAGGAAGAAGAUAUAAUGCAGUUUUCAUUUGGAUUACAGUAUAAUAAAUUGAGAGUUUUAAAACGAUUUCCAAAAGAUAUAUUUUAUGGAGAUGUUCGAAAGGCUAAGAAAAAUUUACAAAUGCAAUGAUAAGUAAU
Molecule: messenger RNA, 958 nt
Organism: Paramecium octaurelia
Lineage: Eukaryota; Ciliophora; Oligohymenophorea; Peniculida; Parameciidae
Source: the annotation of a GenBank genome assembly